AUGAAAUUAAGAGAUCGUGUGUCUGACCGCGAUGAUGUGGAGGAAGAGGAGCUGGUCAAGCGACAAAGAACACUGUCGGCCACUCAGUUGCAAGUAAAGGAUCUCUAUCAACCCAAUCCUUACCAACCUCUGCAACUCGAAGCACGAAAAGCACCAACUAUCCCAGCUGACAUUCGACGCGCUUGCAAGAAAAUCCUGAAGCAAAUCAACGAGAACAAAGGUGGCACCAACCGCACAACCGACAUCUCCUUCAAACCGUUCAUUGACUCCUAUGACUUCAGCAGCCAGCAUGGCCUCACUCGACAGAUUUCAACCAGAACAUUCCGCACAGCAAGCAUCGAGGCUCACACCUCCAGCAUCGCCAGGUCCAACUGGAAUUUCUUCUGGUCUCUGUCCCUGAACCUUGUCCACCGUAAUGUCAUCUAUCGCUUCCUCACCCACACCAUCCCGACCAAACGCCUGCUACACUACUUUGAGGUAGCUGAGUCACCUCUCUGCCCGAUCUGUGGUAACGAAGAAAAUGCUGUACACUUGCUUUUCCUCUGUUCCAGUAAGGUAUCCAUCUGGAAAGCUAUCAUCUUUGAAUUCUUGUGGCCAACCGUUUCGAUUGGUGAUAUUAUCCAAGCCUGUUCCUCUCUUGACUUUGAAAACAUCAAAUAUGUUUCCAAAUCGUACACCACUGCUCACAUGGUCGUACUGGUAACACUUGGCAACAUUUGGCGAGCUCAAGUUCGUAUGAUCUUUCACUCGACUCCAUUUACAUGGAUCGAGGUGGUCCAGCAGAUCAAGAACGAGCUCCUUCAACUACAUGCCCAAACUGAAAUUCACAAACAAUUGUAA
This is a messenger RNA of Mucor velutinosus, 840 nucleotides long. RefSeq lists its product as uncharacterized. The record is from RefSeq and is a predicted model, not a curated record. Bases 1 to 840 code for a protein of 279 amino acids. The transcript has 3 exons. Lineage: Eukaryota; Fungi; Mucoromycota; Mucoromycetes; Mucorales; Mucoraceae.